Molecule: messenger RNA, 2030 nt
Organism: Harpegnathos saltator (Jerdon's jumping ant)
Lineage: Eukaryota; Metazoa; Arthropoda; Insecta; Hymenoptera; Formicidae
Product: 60 kDa SS-A/Ro ribonucleoprotein
Exons: 9
Coding region: 232-1893 (553 amino acids)
Cellular component (GO): ribonucleoprotein complex
Molecular function (GO): RNA binding
Source: RefSeq, a predicted model, not a curated record
UACCGUGAAGCGUGUAGAUGUCAAUAUAGCGCCAUCUAACGGCAAUGGCGAUUACCAACACGUCAAACGCGGCUCGUCGUCGCACCAGGUCACCACCUGCGUCAGUCAGUGCGCUUUGCUCCACAAGUCUUGGAACGUCAGUCACCGUGGACAGUCGUCUCUAUUUCUCCGCAGUGUAUGACCGUUCUCGACGUUGGACCACAUUGACGCAAGGCAUAUUAUUGUUAAGAAAUGGCAGCAGAAGAUACGCCCAAUAAUUGUAUCAGGGAUCCUGAAGUACGUUUGUCACAGUUUUUGUAUGUUGGAAAAGAAUAUGCUGAUUAUCAUCCUGGAAAUUGGUUCGUCCAUGAUUACUUUCGAGCCGUUAAUAUCAUGUCCAUAUUAGAACUAGCUGAAAAUCCGAAGAAACAAUUGGUACCCAUUGAAUUAAUUACAAAGGCAUUUGACAGUGGUCUUGUCCCAUGUCCAGAAACCUUGGUAUUUGCUCUUGCUGUUUGCUGCAGACAAAUGCAAAGUGAGAAAUUACGUCAUGCAGCAUAUAAAAGUGUGGGAAAGAUCUGCGCAUCGCAGCAGCACUUUAUGCUGUUUGUUAAGUUUGCCUCAAAACUGAGCAAACAGAAGGAGUUGGCUGCGGAUGAUAAUGCUAAAAGUGGAUGGGGCAAUGGCCUCAGAAAGGCCGUUAAUCAAUGGUACUUGUCCAAAGAACCAUUAGAUUUGGCGAAGUAUGUCACAAGAUGCAGGAGUAGAUAUGGUUGGAAACACAAAGAUAUCAUCAAACUAUCUCAUCCUAUAACUAAUAGUUCAGAAAUGGGAAUAGUGUUGCAAUACAUAAUACACGGUAUGAAGCAUACCAAAGCUUCUUUGGAAAAGGUAGCUGACAAUCCGAAAAUUACUGAAAUCAUGGAAUAUAUACAAAAAGUCGAAGAUUUUAAACACUGUGAAGACGAGGUCCGUGCUGCUGCCUUGCUAGAAGAAUACCAAUUAUCGCUGGAUCAUGUACCCGGACAUUUGUUGACAUCCAAGGAGGUUUGGAACGCAUUGAUAUCGUCAAUGGAUAUCGUCACGCUUCUGAACAACUUGCAAAGAAUUCAUAAUCUCGAAAUACUCAAACCAGACGCUCCAGCGGUUGCGAUGAUAACAGAACAGCUGGUCAACGAGGAGCGUUUAGCGCGCGAUAAAGUCCAUCCGGCGUUGGUUCUGAUCACUAUCAGGAAUUACGAAAAUUCUGGAAAACCUCUGAGCUACGAAAAACGAAAGGUCAAAGAACAAGCGAAGAAACCUCCUCCACCACCGCCUAAACCGAAUUCCAGAAUAAUUGACGCUUUGUACAAGGCGUUGAACUUGUCAUUUUGCCAUCUGCAACCUACCGGCUUGCGUUACAUGGUGACGAUCGAUAUGAACAAGGUGAUGUUGGAUUCACGUGCUUGGCGCAACGCCAACAUGACCGGUGCCGAGGCCGGCUGUAUGAUCGUGCUGUCGCUCGUUCGAUGCGAGAAGAACGUCACCGUGGCGACAUUCAAGAACGUCGGAGUACACACUGUGAACAUCGACAAGACAGCAUCCUUUGGCCAAACCAUGCGAAGACUAUCGCAGAUGCCGGUCGGAAAUGUCAAUCUGGCUAAACCGAUGUCGUGGGCCGCGCAUCAGAAUAACAAAUACGAUGUCUUCAUCAACAUUGUAGAUCAAGUGUACGCCAAAUCCGAUACGUCCGAAGAAGCUCUGAUAGCGUACAGAACGAAACUGAAACUCCCACACGCGAAGUUGAUCAAUUGUGCCGUGUGCUCUUGUUCGACGUAUUAUAAAGCGAAUCCCGACAAAAAUAUCCUAUCGAUCAACGGUUUCGACGCUACUGUGCCUACUGUCAUCCAGGCGUUCGCUAAGUCUCUAUUUUAAACACGGGUACGCGUACCCGUACCUAUCUACUGGAGACUUUCCUCGACAUAUUUUUUCUCAGAAGGACAGAAGCACUCGCGAUCGGGAAAGAAAUUAAUCUUGUUGAAACGGAUUUCUACCGAAAGUGAAAGUGAAAA